AUGUCGAACCCGCAUCCGCACAACUGCACUAGCUGCAUGCCGCUUGAGACACAUCUGUUUCGCCGAGCGUGUCUCAAGCUAUCUCCAAUGCAAAGAGCUGACUAUUUCUUCUUUUUAUACUCGGAAGACAUUACUCCUAUGAAACUGAUGGCGAAGAUCUACCAAAUUAUCCAGAUCCUCCAGACCCUCAGCACUCUGAUAUCGGAAGUCCAGGCCCUCUGUGUUCAAGGUCUUCUUCGCUACAUAUUCAGCAUUCUGUUCUACUUUACGCCGCAGCUGAACCCGUUCCACUUAUUGGAUGCGUACAGGGCCGCCACCAAGGACGAGACCUUUGUCUUUACUUCGGCGAAGCCACAAGAUGGGCAGACACCCGGUAACGGCGGCCAGUCACCCCCACAGGAAGGCUCCGACAAUGGCAGCGAUUCGCCCAAAAAAGACGCAACAGAACCUCCAGCUCCCUGCGGAUGCACAGCAUGA
Sporothrix schenckii 1099-18 is the source of this 477-nucleotide messenger RNA. RefSeq lists its product as uncharacterized. Bases 1 to 477 code for a protein of 158 amino acids. The transcript has 2 exons. The record is from RefSeq and is a predicted model, not a curated record. Lineage: Eukaryota; Fungi; Ascomycota; Sordariomycetes; Ophiostomatales; Ophiostomataceae.